GUGAGAGAGCUCCAACAAGAUUCUAUCCUCAGUCCCAGAGUCGCCGUCUCACACGAUCGAAAACAACGACAAACAGGUUCCCCAGUUUCCUCCGCGCCUAUAUGCAAGCCGCACUCACCGCGGCAUGGACAACACACAUCCCAUUUCUGCAAACCUCCUCUCCAGCCCAGCUCGUCGCCCGCCUCCUGCGCACCCACCUCUCGCCAGGCCUCCACUCCUACACCUUCAUCGACUUCUGCGCCGGCGGCGGCGGCCCCACGCCCUCCAUCGAGCGCCACUUGAACGGUCCCAUCGCCUCCAACCAGGGACCCGCAGAGAGCGGCGGGGCGGCGAGUGACGAACAAGUGAGUAGACGAGGAGGAGAAGGAGGCCAAGAAGAGCAAGAGGGAGAAGAGAAACAGCCCCUCCAAUUCGUCCUCACCGACCUGCACCCGCACGUCGACCUCUGGGCCCAGGCCGCUGCCCGGUCCCCCAACCUCUCGUACGUCCCCGACCCCGUCGAUGCGGCGAACGUGCCGCGGGACUUGGUGCGGCGCUACCGCGGGCCCGAGGGCACCAAGAAGGUGUUCCGGCUGUUCAACUUGGCGUUCCAUCACUUUGACGAUGCCCUUGCCCGGAGGAUCCUGAGGGAUACUGUUGAGGGGGGCGGGGACGGAUUCGGCAUCUUCGAGCUGCAGGACCGCGGGAUGGCGGGUUUCUUCUCGUGCUGUCUGUUCGGCAUCGGGACGCUGAUCAUGGCACCGUACUACGCGGUUCUCUGGGGGGCGCCGCUGGCGCUGCUUUUCACCUAUGUGCUGCCCGUCCUGCCGGCCGUGUUGGUGUUUGACGGGUGGAUGUCGUGUCUGCGGACGCGGACGUCGGAUGAGGUCGAGGCGCUGCUCCGGACUUGCGGCGCCGAGGGUGGCGAGGCUGAAAUCGCGAAAUGGGAGGUCAAGAGCGGCAGCGAGAUGUUCAUGUGGCCCGUCGGCCGAGUGAACUGGAUCAUCUGUGUCAAGAGGUAAAAAUAAGAGAGGGCGGCGCAGCAGAAACCGCGGGAGGGGGACGGGGGAGUGGGGAGUGGGUGUUGGUGGUUAGCCGAGUAUAUUGCUAGAUGCCAAAAUGCCCAUGCUCUUUUCAGUGGUGCUGUAUAUCGUAACCCAGAAUUCGAAGCUCCCUCUCUUGAUCGUGCCUCUCUUGGACAGCGCGUCCGCCCCCGCCCCCUGAUCCAACAGCGGAACCAUUCUCAACAACACAAACCGCCUGGGUAUCAAGCUUGUCACCACCCCAGAAGAAACGCGAACCCCUCAGGGUCAGCACUCCCCUCGCCCCCCGGCCCCC
This is a messenger RNA of Thermothelomyces thermophilus ATCC 42464, 1317 nucleotides long. RefSeq lists its product as uncharacterized. The transcript is spliced from 3 exons. The coding region runs from base 102 to 1001 and encodes 299 amino acids. The record is from RefSeq and is a predicted model, not a curated record. NCBI's taxonomy places the organism in Eukaryota, Fungi, Ascomycota, Sordariomycetes, Sordariales, Chaetomiaceae.